AUGGGCCUCGACUUUGUCCCUCUUGUGUUGGAACCGUUAUUAAUAGAGUACAGAUCGGAAGGUUGUGUGGUCGCUGCAACUUGUAAUAGGCAAGAGUCUGGAAGCUCUUUUCCAGGCGGGCACUAUCUGUACAUUGAUACAAGCGCGGCUCGCACCCCGCAGGCCUGUGAGGUUCUCGAGACUGCGGGAAAUACAGCGACGGCGACAUUUGAUAGAGGUUGA
Colletotrichum orchidophilum is the source of this 222-nucleotide messenger RNA. RefSeq lists its product as uncharacterized. Bases 1 to 222 code for a protein of 73 amino acids. The transcript has a single exon. NCBI's taxonomy places the organism in Eukaryota, Fungi, Ascomycota, Sordariomycetes, Glomerellales, Glomerellaceae. The record is from RefSeq and is a predicted model, not a curated record.